Rasamsonia emersonii CBS 393.64 is the source of this 804-nucleotide messenger RNA. RefSeq lists its product as uncharacterized. Bases 1 to 804 code for a protein of 267 amino acids. The record is from RefSeq and is a predicted model, not a curated record. The transcript has 4 exons. NCBI's taxonomy places the organism in Eukaryota, Fungi, Ascomycota, Eurotiomycetes, Eurotiales, Trichocomaceae.
AUGACUGAAUCAGCUCUUAGCCAAACGAUGAAGAGGAACAAGAUAGAAUUGACCUUCUCCAUCACAUAUACCGGCUUUGUUUAUGAGGAGAGCUUCACCUUGCACCAAUCAAAAAUCCUCAGCGUGUUUUGGACCUUGGAACCGGUACAGGAAUUUGGGCCAUUGAGUUUGCUGACGCAAGUGAUCGGCACUGAUCUGAGUCCUAUACAACCUCCCUGGGUCCCUCCCAACUGCGUAUUUGAGAUUGAUGAUUUCGAGACUCCUUGGUUGUAUAGGGCUGACUUUGACUUCAUUCAUGGCCGUGAGCUAGAGGGGUGUAUUGCUAAUGAAGACCAGCUCUUCUCCCGAGCAUUUGAAUAUCUCAAGCCAGGGGGGUAUUUUGAAAUUGCUGGCGCUAAUCCAUACUUUUUCUCUGAUAAUGAUACUCAUAAAAGGGCUCCGAGUUGUCAGUUAUUAAUUGAAAACAUACAUAUAGCUGCCAACAAAUUUGGCAAGAGCUUUGACAAUGUGCCUCUAUGGAAGGCAAAAAUGGAAAAGGCAGGGUUCCUUGAUGUGAAGGAGUCUAUCUACAAGUUCCCAAUUGGUCCAUGGCCAAAGGAUCCAAAGUUGAAGGAAAUUGGAAGGUUCCAGCAGGUUCAGCAGAUUCAGGUUGUUGAAUCCUACACACCAGCACUCUUCUCUCGUGUCCUCGGUUGGACUAAUGCUGAGAUACAAGCAUUGAUAGCAAAGGCAAAGAAGGAACUUAAGGAUCCCUCAUUGCACCUAUAUGUCCCCAUUCACUUUGUCUAUGGGCGAAAGCCUUGA